AUGUUCACGCUCCGGGGCGGCGGUGCGUCGUCCACGCCUGGCUUCACCGUGACCAUCGGGGGCGCGGGCAGAGGCGGCGGCGCCAUGGCUGGGGGGUUCGUCGGCAAGGGCUGCGGCGCGUCUGGCCAGGAGCAGGUGCAGAUCGAGCAGAAGUUGGUGGGCUACCUGCUGGGCAAGGGGGGCGGCCUAUGCCGGGAGAUCGAGCAGGAGUGCGGCGUCAGGAUAAAAAUCGACCAGUCCAGCCGCGACCAGGGCUUCAGCACCGUGCACAUCGACGGGCCUCCUGCGCAGGUGGCCGCCGCGAAGCAACUCGUGCUGGGGAAGCUCUCCCAGGUGGGCGGCGCUCCGCUGGCGGGCUCGGCGGGCGAGACGACCAUGCAGCUGCAGGUCGAGCAGAAGUGGGUGGGCUGGCUGCUCGGCAAGUCUGGCUCGGUCCUCAAGGAAAUGGAGCUCGGCACCGGAGCGAAGAUCUCCAUCAACCAGGCCACCAAAAUGGAGGGCUACAGUGUGGCCGUCGUCAGCGGCACCACUCCCCAGAUACAGAGUGCCUACGCCCUCAUGUACCAGAAGAUUGCGCAGGUGGACCCCACGGCAGCCGACAGCGGGCUCGUGCAGCUCGCUGGAGACCCCCUGACAGCCACAGCUGCUGGCGCUGGAGCAAGACCUCUUUCCGCGGCGGUGACGGCGCCGAAAGCGAAGGGGCCUGGCAUCACGAUAGGGAGCCAGACCGUAGAGCUGCAGGUCGAGCAGCGCUGGGUCGGGUGGCUGCUCGGCUCUGGCGGCAAGACGAUCCGGCAGAUGGAGGCCACGACCGGGUGCAAGAUCUCGUGUGACCAGAGCACCAAGGAUUUUGGGUACACGCUGGUCAAGGUCACGGGCCCGGGGAACGCAGUGCAGGCAGCCCUGGACAGCAUCCAGAGUUCCCUGGCCAUGGCGGAGAAGGGCGGGCAGGGUGGCGCGGACGAGCUCGUGGACGCCGGGGCGGGGACCGAGACCUUCGACAUGACCGUGGAGCAGAAGAAGGUGGGCUGGCUCCUCGGCAAGGGGGGCGUCGUGCUCCGGGAGAUCGAGACCACCAGCGGCGCUCGGUGCUCGCUGGACCAGUCCACGAAGGAGCUCGGCUACAGCACCGUGAAGAUAACGGGCAGCUCGCACGGCAUUGCAAGCGCCCAGCAGAUGAUAGACGCGAAGCUCAUGCAGGCUGACGGGGUUUGA
This is a messenger RNA of Prorocentrum cordatum, 1215 nucleotides long. NCBI's taxonomy places the organism in Eukaryota, Dinophyceae, Prorocentrales, Prorocentraceae. The record is from the annotation of a GenBank genome assembly.